GCUCGGUGCCGGGGACUGAGAGAGGGCGGCGGUGACUGGCGGGCGAUGGCGCGCACGAAGCAGACGGCGCGUAAGUCGACGGGCGGGAAGGCGCCCCGCAAGCAGCUGGCCACCAAGGCGGCCCGCAAGAGCGCGCCGGCCACGGGCGGCGUGAAGAAGCCGCACCGCUACCGGCCCGGCACGGUGGCGCUGCGCGAGAUCCGCCGCUACCAGAAGUCGACGGAGCUGCUGAUCCGCAAGCUGCCCUUCCAGCGGCUGGUGCGCGAGAUCGCGCAGGACUUCAAGACCGACCUGCGCUUCCAGAGCUCGGCCGUGAUGGCGCUGCAGGAGGCGAGCGAGGCCUACCUGGUGGGGCUCUUCGAGGACACCAACCUGUGCGCCAUCCACGCCAAGCGCGUCACCAUCAUGCCCAAGGACAUCCAGCUCGCCCGCCGCAUCCGCGGGGAGCGCGCCUGAGGCUCCUGCCCAGCCCUUCCCCCCUCUUCUGCUCCGGCAGAGGAGGCUGCACUCAGACCCAAAGGCUCUUUUAAGAGCCACUCCAUCCUCAGAAAAGACUGUUAUUACUUACGUUUAGUGGGGACGUUACAUUAAAUCUAAAAUCUCUCUAAAUGCAUGAAAAACUGACUUCCUCAAUGGGGUUAAUUACAGUACAUGUUAUGGAUAAUAGCAGCUUGCAUACCAAAAGCUUUCCAAAAUCAGUUAUAAUCAGGCAUAAACUAGGUCUAGAUUGUGUGAUUUCUAGAAAAAAUGGAUGUGAUAUUAGAUGAUAGUAACUACUGUAUUAAUAUGGUAACCAGCAGAACCGUUACACUGUGUCAACAGCUUUUUAUUGUGUCUAGAGUGGCUCUUAAAAUGAAGAGCCUUUGGGUUUGGGGGUGGCAGGGCA
This is a messenger RNA of Cygnus olor (mute swan), 886 nucleotides long. Its product is annotated as histone H3. Gene Ontology annotation, cellular component: nucleosome. The transcript has a single exon. The coding region runs from base 46 to 456 and encodes 136 amino acids. The record is from RefSeq and is a predicted model, not a curated record. Gene Ontology annotation, molecular function: structural constituent of chromatin; DNA binding; protein heterodimerization activity. Lineage: Eukaryota; Metazoa; Chordata; Aves; Anseriformes; Anatidae.